This is a messenger RNA of Gasterosteus aculeatus aculeatus (three-spined stickleback), 2827 nucleotides long. RefSeq names its product solute carrier family 6 member 11a (gene slc6a11a). The record is from RefSeq and is a predicted model, not a curated record. Gene Ontology annotation, cellular component: plasma membrane; cell projection. NCBI's taxonomy places the organism in Eukaryota, Metazoa, Chordata, Actinopteri, Perciformes, Gasterosteidae. Gene Ontology annotation, molecular function: gamma-aminobutyric acid:sodium:chloride symporter activity. Gene Ontology annotation, biological process: amino acid transport; nitrogen compound transport; sodium ion transmembrane transport.
AUUAGGUAACCCCACAUAUAUUUACAUCACACAAUCCCCAGCUAGUCCGGCACUCAGAGAUCAAUCUCAGUCACGCCAUAAGAGCCUUUCCCUCUCAGAAGAAUGGCAGACUCUCUGUGUCGAUUGUGUCCUCCGCCUCCUAAGGCUUCUUCACAAGCAGUCAACGAGCGUGGCAAAUGGGGAAGCAAGAAGGAGUUCAUCCUGUCUGCAGCCGGUGCUAUUAUAGGACUUGGAAAUGUUUGGAGAUUUCCCUAUCUGUGCUACAAGAACGGCGGUGGUGCUUUCUUUAUUCCUUACAUCCUGUUCCUUGCGGUUUGUGGUAUCCCUCUGUUCAUACUGGAGACAGCGAUGGGCCAGUACACCAGUCAGGGAGGAAUCAUGUGCUGGAGGAAGAUCUGCCCCUUAUUUGAAGGGAUGGGAUACGCAGGCCAAAUGAUUGUUUUCUAUGGAUGCAUCAGCUAUGUUGUGAUCUUGGCUUGGGCCUUUUUUUACCUGUUCUCUUCGUUUUCUGGUGAGCUACCGUGGGGCACCUGUAAUAACACAUGGAAUACAGAUAAUUGUUUGGUAUUAAACAACUUUAAUACCACUGUUAACCGGACCGUGCCGGUGAAUGCAUCAACAUCUGUAUCAGAGUUCUGGCAGCGACGGGUGCUCAAUUUAUCCACUGGCAUAGAGGAUCUGGGAAACGUACAGUGGGAGCUGUCCUUGUGUCUUCUCCUGGCCUGGAUCCUCUGCUACUUCUGUGUCUGGAAGGGAGUCAGAUCCACAGGAAAAGCACCCUACGUGACGGCGACGUUCCCCUUCAUCAUGUUGGCCGUGCUGUUUGUCAGAGGAAUGACUCUUCCUGGAGCCCUUCACGGGAUCAAGUACUACCUGUACCCCAAUCCUGCACGACUCGCUGACCCACAGGUUUGGAUGGACGCUGGGACGCAAAUAUUUUAUUCCUAUGCUCUAUGUCUGGGAUGCCUGACUACACUUGGAAGCUACAACAAGUACAACAACAACUGUUACAGGGACUCCUUCUAUCUUUGCUUGAUGAAUAGUGGGACCAGCUUUAUAUCUGGCUUUGCCAUUUUCUCAGUUCUGGGCUACAUGUCCCAAAAACAGGAUGUGGACAUUUCUCUGGUUGCGGAGUCAGGCCCUGGGCUUGUGUUCAUAAUCUACCCACAAGCUGUGACCCUUCUGCCGUGGCCCCAGGUCUGGUCGGUGUGCUUCUUCACCAUGAUCAUCUUGUUAGGAAUAGAUGGACAGUUCAUUGGGCUUGAGAGCCUCAUGACUUCUCUGUCAGAUGUCUACCCUUCCCAGAUCCGAAAAGGAUAUCGCAGAGAGCUUCUUCUCAUGAUAAUUUGUGCUGUGGGCUUUGGAUUUAGCCUCUUGUUGGUGUCCGAGGGUGGUGCAUACAUUCUGCAGAUCUUUGAUCACUAUGUCUGCAGUGGUCCCACUCUACUUCUGAUGGCUAUCUUCCAGUCAGUGGUUAUUGGAUGGAUUUAUGGUGCUGAUCGCUUCUGUGACAACAUUAAGGACAUGAUCGGGUACAAACCGCUGACAAUGAUCAAGUACUCCUGGUUGUAUGGAACCCCCCUCGUUUGCAGUGGCACGCUUGUGUUCCUGCUCCUGAGAUACACACCGCUGAGGUUCAACAACUCCUACGUGUAUCCUUGGUGGGCGUACUGCUUCGGCUGGUUUCUGGCCAUGUCAUCUCUGGCGAUGAUUCCAGUCACCAUGGUCUGGAAACUCGCCAACGUAAAAGGGACUCUGUGGGAGCGUCUCCAGAAGAGCUCCCAGCCUGCGGGUGAGCUUCCGGGGAUGACAAAGCAAAUGGAAAGCAUCCGCGCCUCACACAAAACCCUUGAUGGUGGACAGGACGGCAUUGUGUACUGAAUGCCGAGCCUUACAGAAGAUCACUCUUUGGUAAGAUCAGGUUAUGGUGGUUAUUAUUCAUUUACCUAUUUCGGGUUUUACGGUGUGGUUAAGGUUUACAGUAUAUUAAAUAUCUAAUGUAACUGGAGGUGAACUUGUUUAGUCGACUCCAAAAUUUUAAUCCCAAACUUCCGGUGACUGGAAAAUGUGACUUUGAAACAAAGGAUCAUUCCUAAAUGAAAACAUGGGUGUUUCAUGUCUAAGCCAGCAUGCAAGGUGUAAACAGGGAAACAGCUCACCUGGCUCUCAGCGAACAAAGUCACGUAUGUUUGUUUAAUCUAUACCAAAAGAGAAGUGGUUUAUUUAUCGGUCACGUGCAGUGUUUUCCUAUUGUUAGAAUAUUAAGAUUUUUUAAUUCAGUGUUAAUAGCACAAUGUGAAGAGACUCUUUGGGAACCUUCCUUAAGCAACAGUGUUUAAGGGUCAUCUAAAUCAAAGUCAACAAAAGUACUUAUUGUGCGGGAAAAUGUCAGUGUUUCACUUUCAUGUUUUUGGAUUAAUUUAGCUGCUGCAGUAUGUUUUACUGCUCUGGACGUGAUGUUCUACAUUCAAAGAGAGUCUAGCACUGCUUCUUGGAAUCACAUUAAAAAAUAAAUAACAUGUAAAUUAGUUGUUCAAGAGGAUUAUUUGUCUUUUUUAUGUAUUCAAGAAUAACUUGACAGAGCCAGGACAGCUAUUCCCUCUUGCUUCUAUUCUUAGUUAAACUAAGCUAAGAGAGCGGUUUCAACAAUGGAACUAGGUACUAAAUAAGCAUAUAUUUUAGAAUUAAACUAUUUGACCUGAAACAGAAAAGCAUCUUUCCGGGUUAUGAUUUCCUUAAUGUUUUUGUUUUAGCAACAUAGCAUUUAUUUUCUUCAGGAUCAGUAUGUGUGGCAAAAUAAACUCUAAUAAAAAAGAUCCAAUAAUUA